Xiphophorus maculatus (southern platyfish) is the source of this 6326-nucleotide messenger RNA. RefSeq names its product NACHT, LRR and PYD domains-containing protein 3-like. NCBI's taxonomy places the organism in Eukaryota, Metazoa, Chordata, Actinopteri, Cyprinodontiformes, Poeciliidae. Gene Ontology annotation, molecular function: protein binding. The record is from RefSeq and is a predicted model, not a curated record. The transcript has 9 exons. Bases 1244 to 4186 code for a protein of 980 amino acids.
AGGCGCUCGCCAUCGUGCCCCCCCUCCAGGCCUGGCUCCAGAGUGGGGCCCCGGUGACCCGCGUCUGGGCAAGGGAACACGAAGUCCAAUGGUGCCGUUCAUCAUUGGGGUCUUCGGGCUGCGCUUUGUCUGGUCCCUCACCUAGGACCUGUCUGCCUUGGGUGACCCUACCAGGGGCAUGAAGCCCCAGACAGCAUAGCUCCUGGGAUCAUUGGGGCCCUCAAACCCCUCCACCACAAUAAGGUGGCAGCACGAGGAGAGGCACAUAAAUCCAAAGAGCAGAAAAUAAAUGUACUUGUGAUAACUUUCCUAUCUUGUUGGUUUUUUAAAAUGGUUCAUUAUAGGAUUUGGGUCAAUAAUCAUCCACCCAGAUUGAAGGAGACUGAUUCUGAAAGAUCCAAUCACACUCACAUUCAUACUCUGAUAUGCUGAUCUAUUGGCAACUUGGGAUUAAGUGCCAUGCCCAUGGGCACAUCAACAUACACACACAUUUUAGAUUGCAAGACAGUGCUCUGCUAAUCCCAGCCAGAAAUGUUGAGUUUAUUGUUUCUGAACUAUUUUCCAACCAGAGGUGCUUUGUACUCUGGUUAGAAAGCUUUUGGAUGUUGGCCAUGUUGUUUCUUGUGCAUCUAUUGCUCAGAAAUAAAUUGAUAAAUCUCACCUAGAUUAAAUAUUAGCCCUUUUUGUGGCUGUGGCACUGAAAGAAUUAAUUCACAGAUUAUUUCCACGUUUCUCUGGCUGUUCAAAAGGGCAUCCUUUUUCACUGGGUGGUGGAUGUCAGCUCCGUCUUAGAUAAACAUUUUCAUGUUUAGGUGAUUUACUGUAUGUAUUUAAGCAUUUUUCAGCAUUACAGAAAGCAGCAAGUUGCUCACAUGCAUGAACCAAUGUGUCUGGUUUUCUUUUAACUACGUCUUGAUCUCAGUAAUCAUUUUCAUUUCUGCUAAAAAUUAAUCCAAAUGUGAAAUUUGCAACUUUGUCCUUUUCCUCAGAACCAGUUCUGCGAUCAGAUCAAGCAAAGGGUUUGAAGCAAAGAGUUCACCUGCCAUGAACUCUAAUCACUGAGAUAAAACAAACACUGGAAUAAUAUUUGAUAUGACAUUGGACUUUGGUAUAGCAGUCUUUUAUUAUCUUUGUAUGACAGGUUAUUAAAUAAACUCUUAUGUCUUGAGUCCUGUUGUUUCAUUUAAUCUGAUCUACCAGAUCCAGACCUUGUUUAUUACUGUUUUGACAUAUUUUAUCUUUAAUGCCACCUUUACAAGGUAGAAGCAGUCCAGAGUUCAUCUCAUGUGGGCAGAGCAGGAAGAUGAGUCUUUGUAAAGGACAGAAGAACAGAACCGUGUCUUCAGCACCCGCCUGCCUGUCUAUGAGGAGUGACCACUCCAACAUUCUCCCUCCGCUGUUCAGUGACGAACCUGGAGCUUCAGACACUAAAGGGAAAAGCAGCAGCCAUGUUCCUGAGGUGGAUGACACGUCCUGCUGCGCUGUGUGUCAGAACCUCCUGAUGUAUCCAAUUUUGGCCAGCUGCGGACACUGGUUCUGCAGACAGUGCACGAUCACAUACUGGGAAGAGUCAAAUCCACACGCCCCGUGUCUCCAGUGUAGAGAAAUGUUCACACCCCUAACUGGACCUCAGGCAGCCAAUCACAGCAGCUCUGUGGAAGAUUUUGGUCUUCAGGAGGAUUUAGACAAACACAGGAACCAAUUGAAGAGGAGAUGUAAAUAUAUAACUGAAGGAGCUGAUGAAUUAGGAGCCAGAACUCUCCUCAACAGCAUCUACACCGAGCUCUACAUCACAGAGGGACAACGUGAAGAGGUUAAUACCCAACAUGAGGUGAAGCAGCUGGAGACAGCUUCCAAGGCUCUCAGUGACACAUCAAUCAGGUGUCAUGACAUCUUUAAAUCCUUCCCUGAUCAACAUGGAGCCAUCAGAGUGGUUCUGACCAACGGUGUCGCUGGUGUUGGAAAAACCUUCUCAGUGCAGAAGUUCACUCUGGACUGGGCAGAGGGUUUGGAGAAUCAAGAUGUCAGUGUGGUGGUUCUGCUUUCAUUCAGGGAGCUGAACUUGAUCAGAGAUGAGCAGCACAGUCUUCUCACUCUGCUCCAUGUUUUCCAUCCAACCCUCCAGAAGCUCCCAGCAGAGCAGCUGGCUGUCUGCAAACUUCUCUUCAUCUUUGAUGGCCUGGAUGAAAGCAGACUUUCACUGGACUUCAACAGUCAGCUGGUUUCUGACGUCACACAGAAGUCAUCAGUCAAUGUUCUGCUGACAAACCUCAUCAAGGGGAACCUGCUUCCCUCGGCUCUCAUCUGGAUAACUUCCAGACCUGCAGCAGCCAAUCAGAUCCCUCCUUCAUAUGUUUCUAGAGUAACAGAAGUACGAGGCUUCACUGACGCCCAGAAGGAGGAGUAUUUCAGGAAGAGGUUCAGUGAUGAAGAGCUGUCCAGCAGAAUCAUCUCCCACAUCAAGACCUCCAGGAGCCUCCACAUCAUGUGUGGAAUCCCAGUCUUCUGCUGGAUCACUGCUACAGUUCUGGAGAACAUGUUGACCUCAGAGCAAAGAGGAGAGCUGCCCAAGACCAUGACUGACAUGUACUCACACUUCCUGCUGGUCCAGACAAAGAAGAAGAAGAACAAGUACCAUGGAGGACAUGAGACAAGUCAACAGGAGCUGAUGGAGGCUGACAGGGAAGUUCUUCUGCAGCUUGGAAAACUGGCUUUUGAACAUUUGGAGAAAGGGAACAUUGUAUUUUAUGAGGAGGAUUUAGAGCAGUGUGGUCUGGAUGUCACAGAGGUUUCAGUGUACUCAGGAGUUUGUACAGAGAUUUUUAAACGGAAGAGCGUGAUCUUCCAGAAGCCAGUCUACUGCUUUGUUCAUCUGAGCAUUCAAGAGUUUAUGGCUGCAGUCUACAUGUUCCACUGUUUCACCACCAGGAGCACAGAUGUGGUGAAGGACUUCCUGGAUGGUUCACCCAACACCCAUGUUGGGAGAGACUUAAAAAUGGAAGAUGAUAACUUCACUCUAAAUUGUUUCCUAGAGAGAGUCAUGAUGAAAUCUCUCCAAAGUAAAACUGGGCAUUUAGACAUGUUUGUUCGCUUCAUUCAUGGCCUUUCUCUGAAGUCAAACCAGAAGCUCCUGGGAGGCCUUGUUGAUCAAACAGAGAAUAGUCCAGAGAAUAUCUAUAAAAUAAUCAACAACCUGAAGAAGAUGAACACCAAUAAAAUGUCUCCAGAUAGAAGCAUCAACAUCUUCUACUGUCUGAUGGAGAUGAAUGAUCUCUCAAUUCAGCAGGAGAUCCAGGAGUUUCUGAGGAUGGAGAACCGAUUAGAGAGGGAACUCUCAGAGAUCCACUGCUCAGCUCUGGCCUACAUGCUACAGAUGCUGGAGGAGGUUCUGGAUGAGUUGGACCUGGAUAUGUUCAACACAUCAAAGGAAGGGAAAAUGAGGCUGAUCCCAGUGGUGAGGAACUGCAGAAAGGCUCGACUGGUUGGCUGUCGACUCUCAGAGACUCACUGUGAAGUUGUUGCCUCGGCUCUGAUGUCCAGCCGCUCCCAGCUGAUAGAACUGGACCUGACUGGAAACGUCCUGCCUGGCCCAGGAGUGAAGCUCCUAUGUGAUGGACUUGCAAGUCCACACUGCAAACUGAAGACACUGAGACUGAGAGGCUGCAGGCUGUCAGAAAUCAGCUGUGAUAGUCUGGUUUCUGCUCUCAUGUCAAAUCCUUCUCAUUUGAAACAUCUGGACAUGGGUCUGAACAAUAAGCUGCAGGAUUCUGGCAUGAAACUGCUUUGUGCCUUUCUAGAAAAUUCAGAAAGUAGACUGAAGACACUCAGAUUGCUAGAAUGUAGCUUAACUGGAAUAGCCUGUGCUUAUUUGGCCUCGACUCUAAAGUCCAACCCCUCCCAUCUGACAUAUCUGGACAUGAGUGGGAACAAUCUUCAGGACUCAGGUGUGAAGCACCUGUGUGCUUUCAUAGAGACUCCUAACUGCAAACUGCAGAAACUGAGUCUGUGGGGCUGCAGGCUAUCAGGAACCAGCUGUGCUUCUAUAGUCUCGGGCCUAAACACCAACCCGUCUUUUCUGAAGCGUCUGGAUCUGAGAGACAACAACCUGCAGGAUUCAGAUGUGGAGCAGCUGCUGGAUCUGGUGGAGAGUCCACAAUUCAGACUGCAAAGGCUGAGAUGGAAAUGAUGAUCCUUUUACAGAUGAAAAGGAGGGGAUCUGAGGAGGUUAAACUGGACAGUCAACUGACAGGAAAGACUUAUUUAGUUUGUGUGUGAACCGGGUUUUUAUAUACUUGUGGGGACCUAUUUCUGUCUACAUUGUGGGGUUGUGAGGACCACGGCUUCUUGUGGGGACAAAUCCCAGUGAUGGAUAGGAUUAGGAGUAAACUGUAAAUGAAUGGAAGUCAAAGUCCCCACAAGACACAAAAACAUGACUGUGUGUGUGGCGGUAAUAGCUCUACUGCAUCUCUCACAAUGUGUGGUAGAUGCUGCCUGUUAAUAUAUUUCCAUUGUUCUGAUCCUGAUGUGUCAGAAAUGCUAACGCUGAAGGUAACGAAACGUUUAAGCUCCUCCAUGCAGGAACCUGACCGUGUUGAGUCCAUUAAAGAUAAAACCAAGUCCUUUAAACUCAAUUUUUAUAAUAUUUCAGAAGGUAAAACCUUCCAGUCCGUUUAAAUAAACUUAUUUAAUUAUUUCAUAAUAAUGAAAAUCUCACAAGAAAUUCUUUUUUCAUUUUUAAUUCCAGACUGUCUCAAAGUGUUUAAGAAGUUUUGUUCAAAAGUUUUGCAGUGUGGCUCCAAGUUCAUGAAUUAAAAAAUUUCAGGGGCCAUUUCAAUUCUUGUUAAACUAAAAUUGGACCAUUUUAAUGCAACAAAAAGAACAAGUUGUUGUAGCUCCAAAAAUGGUCUCAGACAUUUUCUUUAAAAGGUUUACAGUCUCCUGAGCUUUUUUGGUCUAAAGGUUUUUUAAAUUUAUUUCCAGCAACAAAAGAGAGAAUGUUUUUCAAUGAGCUUUUACAUCUAAGUCUGUCUCUGCUUUAAAGGAAGCUGGAUGGUUUUGGCCUAUCACAUUAAGCUGAAAGUAAAAACACGGCUAUUCAAAGAAAAAUAAGAACCGAGGUUCUUUGUGCCACACAAAUUCAUUCCAAGGGCUGUGUUGCAUUUACUGCUCAUGGGAUCUGAGUGCAGGGGCCUCCCAACAAAGAUGUGCCCCGUUUCCUUGUGGAGUCCAACAUCCCGGACCCCACACUGCUUAGGAGCAUCUCCUAAUGUGUAGCCUGCUUUUCCCCUUCUCCUUGGGGAAAAAGCAGCCCAAGGAGACUAGUGGCAGCAACUAAAAUAUGUGUUUAAGUGUGUGCUCUUGCCCUCUUGCCCUCUUGCCCUCUUGCUCUCAGUGAAGGCGGACGCUUUUUCCCUCUGCUCCCUUCCUGCCUUGCCUGCUCUGUUUUUGUCAUGUCUUUUUCUAUAUUUUUGGAGCCUUUCUUUGCACAUCCUCCAAAUCUACAAAUUAUGGAUCUGGUCAACUGGUCUCUCAAAGGAAUUGAUCAAAUUUUCUCGAUGAGAAGACUGGGCACAGGAGAGUCCUCUUGUCCUGCAGGGAUUCACCCUGGAUUUAUUCAUGAUAAAAGGAUUUCUCCUGUUUGGAGCUUGUGGAUUCCUGGCUUAUCGACAAAUUUGUGACGUUCUUGGCCGAACUCGCGAACACUCAGACUGUUCGCUAGUUCAGGCUAGCGAACUACCAGAGACAUCUUGUGUCUCUGGUUGGCCAGAGACACAAGAUGGAUGUGAGUCUUGCUGAGACUCGCAGCCCAGCGGAGGACUCUAAAACUCACUAAUGGAAAGGAAUCCAUCUUGGAGAAGUUGCUAGUUUUGGUUCAGUGGAAUGACCAAACUAAUUUGGAUGAUUGGGAACUGAGAUGUUUUGGAGAGACUUUAGGGAAGAUUGAAAUUUAUAAUCUACCCGACCUAAGACAUUCUGUAUCUGAAUUGACUUUCCCUCUGUUGCUUAUUUUUAUAUUUUCAAUCUCUUUAUCUCUUUGAAGAUAUGUAAACAUUACGCUCCUUCCCACCUCAGCCUGUUAUCCAUGCAGCUGUGGAGCUGAGCACUCCCAAGGACAUUCCUUGAUAACAACAUCUUAUCGGACUUCUGUCGGGAGGUUGAGCAACGUGGUUUCAUGUGAUGUCACCGCCUUCACUCAUGUCUUUGUUUUGUCUGGAUGUUGCCAUGUGCCCUAUUGUGUCCUUUUCUCUUUUUAUUUUGUUCCCCUUUUUGUGAGGAUUUGGUUUUUCUGUGUAUUAAUUUAGGUUUCUGUGCUCAGUUAUCCACAG